Molecule: messenger RNA, 2607 nt
Organism: Oncorhynchus kisutch (coho salmon)
Lineage: Eukaryota; Metazoa; Chordata; Actinopteri; Salmoniformes; Salmonidae
Product: proteoglycan 4-like
Exons: 2
Coding region: 37-2049 (670 amino acids)
Source: RefSeq, a predicted model, not a curated record
CUGCGGCUCAAUUUACCCAAUACCAGCGGAGACACCAUGGGAGGCAAGCUGAGCAAGCGGAAGAAGGGGUACGAUGUCAGCGACCCAAAGGACAAGAAGGAGGAGAUUACUGUGGCUGCAGUGAGUGCCGUUGAGGCCGUGACCCAUGUUGUGGAGAGCAAAGCACCAGCUCCGGUCGCUGAGUUGGCAGCGAAGACUGCUCCUAAGGUGUCUGCUGCGGUGGAGGGAGCAGUGGAGUCGACAGUGGUAGCCAUCACAGAAGCGACAGAAGAGGCACUGUCAGCUAUAGAGGCCGUGGCCAAGGGGGCCACCGCAGAGGCAGCGGCUGUACCAGAUGAACCUGUGCCAGCAGCAGAAGAACCAGUGGCUUCAGAAGAACCAGCCACAGCACCAGAGGACCCAGCACCAGCUGCAGCACCAGAAGAACCUGCAGCCCCAGAAAAGCCAGGGGCGGCACUGGAAGAACCUGCGCCAGCAGCAGAAGAACCGGUGGCUUCAAGAGAACCAGCUGCAGCACCAGAGGACCCAGCGCCAGCUGCAGCACCAGAAGAACCUGCAGCCUUAGAAGAGCCAGUGGCAGCACAGGAAGAACCUGCAGCAGUAGCAGAGGAACCAGCCACAGCUCCAGAAGAGCUUGCAGCUCCAGAAGAGCUUGCAGCUCCAGAAGAGCCCGUGGCAGCACCGGAAGAACCUGCAGCAGCUGAGGAACCAGCAGCAUCACCAGAGGAACCUGCGGCAGCACCAGAGGAACCUGCAGCAGCAACAGAUAAAACAGAGGCACCGGAAGAACCAGCGGCACUAAAGGAACCAGCGGCUGCACCAAAAGAGCCUGCAGUGGAAGAGCCUGUACCAGAAGAGCCUGUACCAGAAGAGCCUGCAACAGCACCAAAAGAACCUGCACCAGAAGAGCCUGCAGCAGUCCAAAAACAACCUGCACCAGAAGAGCCUGCAGCAGCACCAAAAGAGCCUGCAGUGGAAGAGCCUCCAUCAGAAGAGCCUGCGGCAGCACCGAAAGAGCCUGCACCAGAGGAGCCUGAGGCAGCACCAAAAGAGCCUGCACCAGAAGAGCCUGUACCAGAAGAGCCUGCAACAGCACCAAAAGAACCUGCACCAGAAGAGCCUGCAGCAGCCCAAAAACAACCUGCACCAGAAGAGCCUGCAGCAGCACCAAAAGAGCCUGCAGUGGAAGAGCCUCCAUCAGAAGAGCCUGCGGCAGCACCGAAAGAGCCUGCACCAGAGGAGCCUGAGGCAGCACCAAAAGAGCCUGCAGCAGAAGAGCCUGUGGCAGCCUCUGUGGAGCUAGCUGCAGCACCAGAAAAGGCUUCUGAGGCUACAGAACAAGCCACAGAGGUGACAGCAGAGAUUACAGACACUACAGAACCAGAGCCUGCCGCUCCAGAGCCUGAAACAGAGACUGUUACAGGGAAGGCCCCAGAACCUGAGGCUGUGGUCGAGGCACCAGUAGAGGCAGAAGCAGCUUCACCCGCCCCGGAGGAGGCGCCUGCAUCAGUUGCAGAAGCCGUGUCAGAGUCAGCCACAGAGGCAGCCGCAGAGCCAGAGGCAGAUUCCAUCCCACAACCAGCUGCUGAAGAGCUCCCCCUACCUGUAGAAGAAGCCGUAGCAGAGCUUGAAUCUGAAGCUGCUGAUGCAGUAACUGAAGCAGCAGAGCCAGACGCUGCCGACAUCGCAGAACCCAUCCCGGAGAUCAUCAUUUCAGAAUCUGCUGUACCUGCUGCUGCAGAGGAGGCCAGCGCUGAGCAAGAGGAGGCUGUGCUGGACAACAAGGAAGUUGUUUCCUCAGUGGAGGCUACUGCUGAGCCUUCUGCCCCUGAGGUCAAUGGGGAGUGUCAGGAGCAGGCGGUCGAGCCGGCUGCCGUGUCUGCCCCGGAGCCACAGCAAAAGGAAUGUGUCAAUGGCAUUGACAAGCCAGAGGAUGCCGUUGAGGUGCAAAGUUACUGCGAAUUAAAAAAGAACUUGAACCUGCCUGGCGACAUCCAGAUUCCUGAGGCAAUCGGUGAGGCAAUAAGUCAGGCUGUAGACUUGGUCUGACGCUAAUAUAAAUGUGAUGUACCUAAUGAUCCGAAAAAACCUCCAACACAAGCUUCUGAAGAUAAAUAUAAAAAUGUCUGUUGUGGCAAACGAGUUUCCGAUUAACCAAAAGGAAAUACAACCACUCAAGUGUAGAGAGGGGGAGUGAGAUACAUGUAGGAAGAGAUGUGAGACAUGGAUGCAGUGUGCCCCACUGAGUCUUUGUGCCCCACAUGUCAUUGUAGAGGGGCAGCCUGUGUUUGCAGCAUUUGUGGUGAGAUGAAAGCCAGCGAAAUUUGAGGGAUGAGUAUAGGAAAACUGGACAACAGAGCAAAGAAACGUGACAUUGGAAAUGUUGAAUGGAAUGAAUAGUCUUGUCUUUGUGUGUGAGGCUGAUGAAUAUUAAAACUGUUUUUUUGGAAUUAGCAUUCAAUAGUGAUCUAAUUUAGACUUUCACAUAUCCUUUCCUUAACUAUAUGAAAAAAUAAUGGAUGAAAAGUUUUGGCCUUUUAUAGUGGUGCAAACAUUGAGGAAUGUUCAUUGAUGGCUUGGAGAAUAAAAAAAGACUGUUAUACCUGA